This is a messenger RNA of Guillardia theta CCMP2712, 681 nucleotides long. RefSeq lists its product as hypothetical. The coding region runs from base 1 to 681 and encodes 226 amino acids. NCBI's taxonomy places the organism in Eukaryota, Cryptophyceae, Pyrenomonadales, Geminigeraceae. The transcript has 2 exons. The record is from RefSeq and is a predicted model, not a curated record.
AUGGAAGGUGAAGGUGCGAAAGCCAUCAUCUGUAUCAACAACGGUAGCGGUCCAACCAGGAAGCGAAAGCGAUCGUCAGUGAAUGGUGGGCUUGGAAACGCAAAGCAGGUCUCUGGGAAGCGAGCGUCAAAAUUGGUGCAUCGGUUCAUACCAAAUGAUCACAGGAAAGUUGAAUCGGAAAAGGAAAUCUUCACACAGGCUAGGAUGAAGGACCUGACAGAUGAGGACGUCAUUCUCCUCCUGCUUCAAUGCUAUGGGAGAGUGAUAAAGAGGAAUGAGGACCCACACUUGUUUGACAACUUUCAGUGGACAGACUCUUUGAAGAGCAUCUGGAAAGCCAUGCACGAAGGAGUCAAACCAGCAGCUGUCAAGAAAACCUGCAAUUUUUACAAGGCCUCAGUAGUCGCAUGUUACUACACGCUCAGUCAGCUCAGUCCCUCUGAAUCUUCUUGGUACGUUGGUAAGAUAAUGGACUGGGAAGAACCAGGUUUCCACAUCAAAUUUGUGGGUUACGAGGGCAACGAGCCAAUCGACAUGGUUGGUGAUCAAAUCGAGUAUGAGACAUCGACAGAGCGGGAGCUUUGGGCUUUUGACAUCUUCAAUGAUGUUCAAAUCAAAUUAUUGGAAAGACAUGUCCCUGAAAUCAGACACUUCUUGAUGGAUAAAAGAAUUUUCUUCUGA